AUGGCCCUUAGACUUUUGACCAAGAGCGCAUCGGUCGCCGCCGUGCGCCCCAUGCUCGCUGCCCAGCGUUCCACCGCCUCUGUUGCGUAUGUUAUAUGUAUCCGCCACAUGGCCACCGCUACCUCUGAUGAGAAGAGCGUUUCGCCCGACAGCAAGGCCCAGAGCAUCCUUGAUGCCCUCCCCGGUAACUCGUUGAUCUCCAAGACCGGAGUUGUCACUGCCAUUGCCGGUUUGUCGACCUACUUGAUCUCCCAGGAGCUCUACAUCUUCAACGAGGAGACCCUUGUUCUCUUGGCCUUCGCCGCCACUUUCGGUGGUAUCGUCAAGAGCGCCCGUGCUCCCUUCAACGAGUGGGCCGAUGGCCACAUCAACAAGAUCCGCUCGAUCCUCGAGAAGGCCCGCGCUGACCACAAGGUUGCCGUCGCCGAGCGUAUUGACCAGGUUGGCCAGAUGAAGGAUGUUGUCGAGGUCACCCAGGCUCUCUAUGCCCUCUCCAAGGAGACUGCCCAGCUCGAGGCCGAGGCCUUUGAGUUGAAGCAGAAGACUGCCGUGACUGCUGAGGUCAAGUCGGUUUUGGACUCGUGGGUCCGUUACGAGACCUCUGUCCGUGAGCGUGAGCAGUCCAAGUUGGCUGCCUACAUGAUCGAGAAGAUCAAGGCCGAUCUCUUGGACCCCAAGCUCCAGGCCCAGAUCUUGGAGGAGUCUAUCAGCCAGGUCGAGAAGAUUGCUUCCACCAAGGCUUAA
Messenger RNA from Linnemannia hyalina, 744 nucleotides. The record is from the annotation of a GenBank genome assembly. NCBI's taxonomy places the organism in Eukaryota, Fungi, Mortierellomycota, Mortierellomycetes, Mortierellales, Mortierellaceae.